UCCAGAUUCACCCUUGGUACCUCUAAUUACCAGGGGGUGGAGAGGAGAGGUCGAGUUCAGAAACAAAGGUCGUUGUUGAAGACAAAGAGAGAGAAGGGAGCAAACAGGAGGUUGAUAGAAAUGGAUCUGAGAGCAAAGGUAAGGACCAUGUUCAUUCUUUCAACCCCUCCCUGGAGUUGCUCCAACAACAGCAGUGGUUUGGUGCACUUCUUGCUCGGAUGACACAAUAGGGGGCUAGUGCUGCAACAGGAAUUGGUAAUCAGACAGAAGGGAAGAGGGACUUUGAGGUUGAUACUGACAAAGGAAAUCCCAUACACAACAGAGAUAGCAAUAAGAAAGGAGAGGUUGAUGCUGGAGCGGGAUAUAGACAGAAUCAUAGCAACUGGUGGUGCUGCCAGGUUUGUACAGAGAGAGGCCCAUGCUCAGAAUAAAAAUGGAGCCAACUUUAGGGUGAUGUGCAACAAAUGCAAGGAUUUCAGGCACCUGACUAGGGAAUGUAAGCUCCCAAAUUGCAUUAUUUGUGGAAAAAAUUCUCACAUUACUGAGGAUUGCAACUGGCUAAAGCAGAUAAAAUCACUUCCCAAGUUUGUUGGAUAUGUUGCUAGAGGUCUGGGAGUGCUGCUGAUACAGAAUUGUAAGGAUGUUGUGAACAGUGAACAAGUCAAUCCAAUGGCAAUCAUCACUAUUACUUCUGGUGAAAUUAAUGAAACUCAGUUCCUGGAAGGCUUCAAUUACAUGUUCAAGUGGGACUGGCAAUGGAGAUGCAAGAAACAUGGAGACAGGGCCUAUCUUAUGAGAUUUCCAAAUAAGAGCAGACUGAUUGAACUUCACAAAUUUGGAAAUUUCAAUCUCCUAGGGACAAAUGAUGUCAUCAAUGUAGAUAGUUGGACUUAUGACACACAAUCCAUAGGGAAACUUCACACUAUGUGGGUAAAGUUGGGGAAAGUGCCUGAAUGUUUCAGGCACUUCUUUGGUGCUUGUGAGGUGGCUGCUACAAUUGGUCCAGUACUAGAGAUUGACAUGACAACAAUCUUGAAGGAAAAAAUAAGAGUCAAGGUAGGGGUGAGAGACUUUGAAAGAAUACCCAAGCAUACUGAAGUGACUGACAAGGACCUCAUGAUCUACAGAGUGACUUUGGAGCUUGAAAGGGUGAUAGAGCAGGGUUGGUAUGAAGACAGAAGAAAAUAUGAAGGCACUAAGACAGACAAGGAUAUAGACUCAGAUGAUAUGAGAAAGAAAAUCAAAAUUGGUGGAGUAGAUGCAGAGGGGAGCAAGGAAACAUUUCACUGGGUAGUGUGGGUCUUAAACAGUUUGAGGAAAUGAAGAAGAAGAAUGAUGAAAUUCUAAAUAUUCAGAAUGAAUAUCUCACAAAAGUUGGAAUGAGGAAAAAAGUUGAAGCUGACCUUGGUAAAGUGCUACAAAAGAUGCAGGAAAUGGAAGAAAAUAAAUGCAGACGGGAAGCCUGGAGGGCGGUGGAGGAAAAAAGAAAAUUUCCUGGGAGGCAGAGAAAAACAAAAUGAUGGACAUGAUCAAGAAUCAACAAGAACUGAUAGACAGAUGCAUGGAAAAAAUUGAGCUAUGGGAUGAAAAAGAACUGACUGGAGAAGAUCUUGGAGAGAAAAAUGAUUAUGAAAAAAAUACCUCACGGGAUCCACUAAUUGAAGACAACUACACUGAAACUGUGGAUUACAAUGCCAGCCAGGAUUCUGCGGAGUCUCUGGGAUCCAAAUUGGGCAUUACUGCAAAAGUAGACAAGGACAAGGAUGGACCUACUCAGAAACUUAGACAAAAAAGAUGCUAGGAUUGAAGAUUUGGACAAGGAAAGAGUUGCUGACAAAGACAACUAUGAAAAAGGACCCAGGGAAAGAACGUUGACACUGGAGGCAAGGCUCAUCGAACAAGUGGCAAGUGAAAUAUACAAAGCUUCACAGGGCUGGUGCUCUUCAGAUCUUGUCAUUUGUUGCAUGUGUCUUCGGCUCGCCUCCUUUGGAUGAAUUGUAAUAAACUUUAGCGAUGUCCUGUGUAGUUGUUCUGGUCUUUAGUUUUCUUGUAGGGAGAGUUUGCUAGCUAGCUGGGAUUUCUCCUAUAUCUUGUUUCGUUUUAUUCUGUUUGGCUUGUAUCAGACUAGUAGACAUAACAGUUCGGCUUCGGCUUGUUUUUUCUAAUAGAAAUCAGAGGGGAAACCCUCUUUUGCU
Molecule: messenger RNA, 2195 nt
Organism: Triticum aestivum (bread wheat)
Lineage: Eukaryota; Viridiplantae; Streptophyta; Magnoliopsida; Poales; Poaceae
Exons: 2
Coding region: 349-1323 (324 amino acids)
Molecular function (GO): nucleic acid binding; zinc ion binding
Source: RefSeq, a predicted model, not a curated record